CCAGGUUCCUCCAGGUCCUCCAGGUUCCUCCAGGUUCCUCCAGGUUCCUCCAGGAUCCUCCAGGAUCCUCCAGGUCCCUCCAGGUCCCUCCAGGUCCCUGCAGGUCCCUCCAGGUUCCUCCAAGUUCCUCCGUGAUGCUGCUCCCGCGGCUCCCGGUUCUGUCUGCGCUCCUCGUCCUGCUGCUGGCUGCGGGACGCUGCAGCGUCCUGGAGCUGGUCGGCUGGUCCCCGAAGACCAGGACCGAGACCAGAACCGAGACGGAGGGACUCACCGGACCCGGAGAGAGACGGUCACAACCGGGACUGGAGGGUCAACCCAGAGAUCCACGACACAAGGAGAAGUUCAUCAAACACCUGACAGGUCCUCUUUACUUCAACCCAAAGUGCAGGAAACAUUUCCACCGACUUUACCACAACACCAGAGACUGCACAAUACCUGCCUAUUAUAAAAGAUGUGCUCGUCUGCUGACUCGACUGGCCAACAGCCCUCGCUGCUCCGAGAGAUAAACACACGCCGCCUCUUAACGAGGUCCAUCCACUGACGAGCAGAGGAGGUUCUCCAGCCGUCUACUGCACCAGAUGACUUCAGUUCACUGCCGCCCAUCAGGAUGUUUUCUAUUCUAUUCUAUUUCCUGACUCUACUCACACUUUUAUUUGACCCGUCUCUCUACUCUAUUCUCUUCUACGACUCAACUGAAAUCUUCUCUUGUACUGGACUCUUUUCUACUUUACUCUAUUUUUUUAAACCCAGUUAAAACAACCAGACUCACCUCAGCUGUGCUGUGCUGUAUUCUACUGGACUCUACUCUGCUGAACUCAACCAGGAUUUCUAUUCGUGGUGAUUCUACUGGUUUCUAACAACACGGCAGGAUUAUUUUUCUGGCUGGAAGGAGGAGGAGGAGGAUCGCUGCUCAGAUUUGAUCUGGAAACUAACGCUGGAUUCAACAGAAACUUCUGGGACCGAACGUCUUUUUCAGUGUUUUUGUUAUUUCGGACGCCUGAACGUUUUCCGUUUGAAGCUUUCGGAGGAAGUAAAUGGACAAACUCUCUGAUUGGACUUCAGCUAAAUCAUUUUUUGUUCUGUGCGACAGAAACAAUCGUAGAUGCUGAAUGUGUUUUAUGUUAUAUGAUGCAUAAUAAUAAUAACGGUCAUAAUAUAACUGUAUAUUUAUAUUGUAUAAGCUGCCGCCCCGUGUGCAAUAUGUACAUAUCCUGAAAGAGGAAUAAAGACACUCAUUUGACAUA
Molecule: messenger RNA, 1244 nt
Organism: Sebastes umbrosus (honeycomb rockfish)
Lineage: Eukaryota; Metazoa; Chordata; Actinopteri; Perciformes; Sebastidae
Gene: alkal2b
Product: ALK and LTK ligand 2b
Exons: 5
Coding region: 135-506 (123 amino acids)
Biological process (GO): positive regulation of ERK1 and ERK2 cascade; positive regulation of ERK5 cascade
Molecular function (GO): receptor signaling protein tyrosine kinase activator activity; receptor tyrosine kinase binding
Source: RefSeq, a predicted model, not a curated record